Ylistrum balloti is the source of this 2049-nucleotide messenger RNA. RefSeq lists its product as uncharacterized. The record is from RefSeq and is a predicted model, not a curated record. Gene Ontology annotation, molecular function: protein binding. Bases 1 to 2049 code for a protein of 682 amino acids. The transcript has a single exon. NCBI's taxonomy places the organism in Eukaryota, Metazoa, Mollusca, Bivalvia, Pectinida, Pectinidae.
AUGGAGUCCGUGGAUAGUGAGAAAAUGUCCCUACUUCUAUCAUUACUUGUUGAGGACAGGUACUUAGAGACAGCAGAAAAUGUGGAUUUCAUCAAAAGGUGUGUGCUAUUAAAAGAACACUUAGGGAGUUUACAUCCGGAUGAUUAUUCCAUGUCUAUAGUAGGAAGUCAAAGUGAGGGUCUUAAAUUGGCAGGUGCAGAUUUUGACAUGAUUUUCGUAAAUAAUCGGAUUGAGGUAAAAUAUCCUGAUCAAUGUAUUCCUCCAAACAUGGGAGAUAAAACAAUUCUAUAUGUAAAAGAGGCAGGUUGUCGUCCCGGUUAUGUUCACUUACAAGUUGGUCACAAGGGAAAGGAUAUGGAAAAGCAUCUAUUCGAUUCAAUAGUCAAAAUUGAAGACUCAUAUUUUCUUUCAAGUGACAUGUAUAGAGAGAAACUUAUCGAUAUCAUGGGACCACUUACAGGUUUGAAAAUUUCAUCCACCGGACCAAGCUGCACAACACAUGGGGUCUUUGGGAGUUGUGAUUAUGUAUUUAGCUUUCCUAGUAAAAACUGGCCAAAUGUUGCUCAGGAAUGGAUUACACGCACGCGUCUGUACGGUUGGCCAUGUCAAACGUUGAUCGACAAGAUUGUCAACGGUGGCUGCCAAUUUGUUCCGACUGGAGAUAAAUGUUCUGACGACACUUUUUUACAGUGGAGAAUAUCAUUUGUGAAAGCAGAGAGAUCUUUAAUCCAUUCCUUCAGUCAUUGUCAGAUGAAAGUGUAUACUCUGCUCAAGUGUUUCUUAAGACAGAUCAAAAGUACAUUAAAAGAAGCACUCGAAGACGAGGAUAUGUUGUGUUCAUAUUUUUUAAAAACAGUCCUUUUUCAUGCUUUAGAGAAUACCAGCCAAAUCUUUUGGCAGGACAAAAACUUGUUUUUUUGCUUUUGGUUUUGCAUUAGCAUACUGAUUACUUGUGUCAAAGAAGGAUUCUGUUCCAAUUUCUUCAUUCCUAGGGACAACAUGUUCAAACGGAAAAUCCGUGGACAAAAACAACAGAUACUAUUAGAUGUUUUGAACAACUAUUGGGCAAUGAAAUGGAAAUGUCUGUCAGUUGGAGACUUCUUUGUUCCGUCCAUAUGGGACGAUUUAUGCAAUGCCUCCGUCAUGGAAAGACUUGCACAUCGGCCGACAACCAUGCAGAAAUCUCUUAUCGAAUAUGACAAGGAUAUUUCUACCUAUUUAUCAAGUAUGUGCGUCUCAGAUAAAAGUUGUACAGAAACGACAAUCAGGGAUGUAGUUCAAGCAUUAUGGCAAUCACAGUCAGAUUUCGAUGAAGUCGUGAUAUAUAACUAUCUUUGUAAAUGCUUACACAGAUUUUCGUGUGUGCAGAUUUAUUCUGAUAACAUAGGUGCUAUCAAAAAUAACAAGACCAGAUAUAGGAGUUUAAGGAAACACCAACACUGGAUAACUCACGGAGCCUUGCUUGGCACAGAUCUGCUGCACCUGGCAACGUUUUAUUUUCUGAUUGGGAAUUUCAACAAAGCCUUGGAAAUGUGCAAGAGUGUACAUAAUCUUUCAGUGUGUAGCCGGAGUGAUUUGAGACCUGAUAAUGGAGAUACCUACAACAGACUGCGAAAGAAAUACACAGAGGAACUCGUUUUUCAACACAAAGACUUGUACCCUCCUCAUCUUUCUCUAGAAAUACCCUACAGGGGCAAAUACGUACUCAUUCCACCAGAUGCCUACAACUCUUUCCUCUCCUUUCUGUGCCGUCAUGAGCUUGGAGACACUAGAGGUCGAGAUGCUGCAUUGCGACAUUUGGUGGAGAUUCAGUAUAAAAGUAACCAACAAGGACGAAAAUCCUGGAUCGUACACACUAUUGUGGGGAUCUGUCAUCAAAUUCUCGGAAACUAUCACCAGGCAAUCAGCGCUUACUGGGAGUCGUCUGAAACAAAGGACUAUGAGCAUGUGAAAAAUACUGCCAUCACGAGAAUAGCGAUAGCGUAUUUAUGUAUGUGUGCCACACAGAAGUCGGUCAAAGACUCAAUAUGGCGUUAUAUAUGCAUUUAG